Messenger RNA from Brassica oleracea var. oleracea, 889 nucleotides. Its product is annotated as vacuolar protein sorting-associated protein 29. The record is from RefSeq and is a predicted model, not a curated record. Gene Ontology annotation, biological process: retrograde transport, endosome to Golgi; intracellular protein transport. Lineage: Eukaryota; Viridiplantae; Streptophyta; Magnoliopsida; Brassicales; Brassicaceae. Gene Ontology annotation, cellular component: retromer complex; endosome. The transcript has 3 exons. Bases 173 to 745 code for a protein of 190 amino acids.
GUUUCGACAAACAAGAGAGGAGCCGAUCAUCAGAAGGAGAAGGGAUCUUCCUUUUGCGAUCUCUGAGAUUCCUCCGAACCAAAUCUCGUAAUUUCGAUCGCCCCUGAAGCUAGAUCUUCUUCGAUUCGCGCUGUCAUCAACUUUAAGGGAAUCUCCAGAUUUUAAUCGGGAAAUGGUGCUGGUUCUGGCAUUGGGGGAUCUCCAUGUACCACAUAGAGCGGCGGAUCUGCCUCCAAAAUUCAAAUCGAUGCUUGUUCCCGGAAAGAUUCAACACAUCAUCUGCACUGGCAAUCUCUGCAUCAAAGAAAUCCACGACUACUUGAAGACUAUAUGCCCUGAUUUGCAUAUAGUUCGUGGGGAGUUUGACGAAGAUGCACGCUACCCUGAGACCAAAACCUUGACCAUCGGCCAGUUCAAGCUUGGACUCUGCCACGGCCACCAGGUGAUCCCAUGGGGUGAUCUUGAUUCACUUGCCAUGCUUCAGAGACAACUCGACGUGGACAUACUUGUAACAGGCCACACCCACCAGUUCACCGCCUACAAACACGAGGGAGGAGUCGUGAUUAACCCUGGCUCUGCAACCGGAGCUUAUAGUAGCAUAAACCAAGAUGUUAACCCGAGCUUUGUUCUUAUGGAUAUCGAUGGUCUUCGAGUUGUGGUCUAUGUCUAUGAGCUCGUCGACGGAGAGGUUAAGGUCGACAAGAUCGAUUUCAAGAAGACCUCCACUUCCAGCUCUGCUCCUUAGCGGCCUGAACCCCUGUUUUUUAUGUUUUCGUUUGGAAUCACUCGUCAAAUUUGGAACUUUCUUUAGCUUGCUUGUGAAAAUAAUAUUCAAAGAUUUGGAAAUUGGACCACUGAUAACAAUGUUUUGCAAGUCACUUGAAGUUGA